AGAGAUGGUGAGCAAAAAGAAGAAGUUAAAGGCACAGAAGCGGAAGAUGGCUGAGUCAGGUGAAGACAUCAACUUGAUCGAGAUUCCGCUUCAGAAAUGCAAAGUCGAAGACCAUGACAAGGCUGUAGCAAAUGGGAAGGAGAACGAUAUGGAUCAAAAAGAUGGUCAAGCCCUGCUUCCCACUCGCGAAUCCCUAGCUCAUCAACUGUUGGUCGCAGUUCGAGCCAAGCACUUCGUAAUCCUGGAGGGUCCCAUAGGAUGCGGAAAGACAUUCUUGUACUCACAUAUAAGCAAUGAGCUGCAGUUGCCACUCCGAACAAUGCAGAUGGGAGAUCAGAUUGACUCAAAAAGUUUGUUCGGAUAUUAUCAUUGCACAGAAGUAGCUGGCCAGUUUAUAUGGAAGACUUCAAAUUUUUGCCAAUGGCUGAGCGAACCAUGCUUGAUUUUACUAGAAGAUAUCGAUUCGGCCAAUGCCGAUGUGAUUUCCAAAAUUGUACAGUUGGCAUCUGAUAGAAAUGUUACUAUUCCAACGGGAAAAGAACUGGUUUUCCAUGACGACGUUCGAAUCUGCGCUACAGUGAGCGGUAAAGGAAAGAAAAAUAGCGUGCUUAAUGGUGUGCCACUUCGAUUCUCGCUGAACGAAUUAACAGAUGAGGAACUUCGGCGACUCAUUUCGAAGGCCUCGCCGAGAAUUGCUCAUUUAAAAAAAACGCUCAUAUCUAUCUUUCGAGCAGUACAAUCUGUCCCUCCUACCACCAACUCUCGGGUGCUGACAUCAUCUGAUUUGCUACGUGCUUGUGCAAGGUUGAAUAAACUCACUGAUCUCUCAUCUAACAUGGCUAUAUUUACUGAACUGGUGGAUACAUGGUGUCUCGCGGAUACAUCCGAUAGAGCACUAACGCUUUGUCACAAAGUGGCCGCUCCGUUGUCCAUCACUACUGACCAAGUGAAUUUUCACCUCCUUCUUCGACAGCCAACUUUCUCACAUGAUGAACGCUUCAUUACUGUUGGUCGCUGUCGCCUGCCGAGCUCACCAUCAUUGAGCAGUUCGGAAAAACAUCGCUUAGGUCACACAAGGGAUGUACUUCAACUAAUGGAACGGAUAGCUGUGUGUGUUCAAAAUUGUGAACCGGUUUUACUAGUAGGAGAAACUGGUGUGGGCAAGACUUCCAUAGUCCAGGCUCUAGCCUCCGCGGUCAACGUAUCUCUUAAGGUUGUUAAUCUCAGCCCAUCUUCGGAUAGCGAUGAGCUGAUCAGUGGGUAUAAGCCCACCAAUAUUGCUCACAUUUUGAAGCCAUUCACGGAUUUCUAUCACGAUGUGUUUACCAGCAACUUCAGUGUUGCCAAGAACCAAAAGUUUCUCAAUCAUUUGGAGGCAUGUCUCUCCCAUGGUCGUUACAAGGACUACUUGACUGUUGCAAUUGCAACGGCUGAAAAGGCUUUGAAGAAAGAAUCAACGAAAAGGGACGUUCGCUGGGCCUCCGUUAUAGUACGUGGCAGACGGAUCAGAGAUGGUUUAGAUCGUAAUGCGGCUCCAUUUACUAUGAGCCGUGGAGCGGUGCUGGAAGCUGCACAGGAAGGGCAUUGGCUUCUCAUUGAUGAGAUCAACCUGGCUCCUCCUGAAAGCCUUGAUGCCAUCGUCAAUGUAAUCUCGAAGAACACUCAUCCAAAUUUUCGACUUUUUGCUUGUAUGAAUCCAGCAACUGAUGCUGGGAAACGCAGGCUGCCGUCAAGUGUGCGGACCCGGUUUGUCGAGUUUUUCGUUGGCGAAAUCCAUGAUGCUCAUCAGCUGCAGCUGGUCGUUUCCACAUAUGUACCAUCUAUGAAAUCAGCCACUGUUACCAAUCUUGUGAACUUCUACUUACAAACCAAGCAACUACACCCUUCAAGCUACAGUCUGCGCACACUUUGUCGAGCACUUUGUUUUGCCACCGACAACGUCUUUGGGAAUGAGGAUAGAAAUGUCUACGAAGGGGUUUGCAUGGCCUUUCUUACAAACCUUGAUGCUGAAGCGAAACAGAUGAUGAGGGCUAAAAUCGCGCAAACAUUCCGGGCUGCUACAAACAUCGUUCCUCCUUCUCCAUUUGCCAAAGAAAAUUGCGUAUCGAUCGAGGGUUAUUGGAUAGAGCGUGGUGCAAAUCUGCCUGAGGAGGACCCAAAUUAUGUUGUAACCAAAACUGUCAAAGUUAAUCUAGCUGAGAUUGGUAGAAUUGUCUCCAGCGGAAGGUUCCCUGUGUUACUGGAGGGAGAAACGAGUGCGGGAAAAACCUCAAUUGUUUGUUAUCUUGCUCGAUUAACUGGAAAUGCCAUAGUGCGCAUCAACAACCAUGAGCAUACCGACGUUCAAGAAUAUAUGGGGUCUUAUAUUGGCGACGCUGCUGGACGACUUGUUUUCCAAGAAGGCGCUCUUGUAAAAGCCGUUAGAGACGGUAGCUGGGUCAUUCUAGACGAACUAAAUCUUGCCCCUACCGAUAUUAUCGAAACACUGAACAGGUUACUCGACGACAACCGCGAAUUGUUUGUGCCUGAAAUGAAUACAGUGGUCCAUGCUCAUCCACGUUUUCGUCUCUUUGCUACACAAAAUCCAGCUGGAACAUAUGGUGGUCGAAAGCGGCUCUCCCGUGCAUUAAUGUCUCGAUUUGUGGUGCUGAAGUUUGACCAUUUACCGCUAGACGAGCUUUCUUCCAUGGUAUGCGUCCGUUGUGGCGUGCACCCUUCAGCAGCUACAAGAAUGAUUAAUGUAUUGUCAAAACUUCGGUUGAGGCGUUCGAUAAGUGGGCUGUUUUCAGCGAAAGACGGGCUCAUGACCUUGCGAGAUGUGUUUCGGUGGGCAAAGCGUCUUGCCACGGAUACUACCUGCGAAGACUGGCUUCAGAUAUUGGCAAAUCACGGAUAUUUUCUUCUUGCUGGACGAUGUCGCAACCAGAAGGACGUGGAUGCUGUCGUAGAGACUCUAGAAAGCGAAUUGAAACGGAAGAUUGAGCCAUCAAAACUUUUUGCGUCCGACUCCCCUUACAUGCCAAAAGGGGUGGAGUUAGGAAGCAUCGUGUUGACUCUGGGAAUGAGGAGAAUGCUGGUUAUGACUGAACAGGCGUGGCUUCGAAAUGAAGCAGUUUUGUUGAUUGGAGAAACUGGAGGUGGAAAGACUAGUCUUGCACAGGCAAUGGGAAAGGGAAAACUAACCACUAUUAAUUGUCAUGAAAGAACUGAAACAGCUGAUUUUCUGGGAAGAUUGCGACCUAGGGAGGACGGAGGAUUUGCAUGGUCUGACGGAAUAAUUAUAUCAGCAAUGAAAGCGGGUGUUCCUUUGUUAAUUGAUGAAAUAUCGCUUGCUGAAGACUCCGUAUUGGAGAGGUUGAAUCCUCUGUUCGAAGAGGAUCGGACGUUGCUGUUGUCGGAUGCUGGCGUAGAAGCGCACCCUGUUAGUGCGAAGGAGGGCUUCCAAAUGAUCGCCACCAUGAAUCCCGGAGGCGACUACGGAAAGAAAGAGCUAUCGAAAGCUCUGCGAAACCGUUUCACCGAAGUCUGGUCUAGCUGCGAGUACGAAACAGACGAACUGUCAGCUAUUUUCGACUCCAGAGUUGCUAAGAAGCUAGGCGAAUCCAUUGACGAGUCUAUACGACCGCCCUCACACAUAGUGGUUGACUGGAUUGCUGCGUUUUUCAAAAAGCAUAGUCAUGUGUUCAGGCAUUAUCCAUCAGUUCGAGAUAUCGUAGCAUGCGCGGAGAUAUUUGCGGCAUGUGUGGCUAAAGGAUUGGGUAGAUCAACAGCUAUCUACGAGGCCAUAUCAUCCGCGUUUUUGGAUGCUCUUGGAGGUCUACCUGUACGGAUGAGCGUCGAUAUUGGAAAAUUACGAAGUGAUGCGAAAGAAUUACUGCAUCAUCUCUCAUCCGACUAUGAAGCAUUUUCUGAGACUGCACUUGUUUUAUGCGAGGGCGCGAAUGGCUUGAGGGUUGGACCAUUUACUGUUGAAAAUGGUCCACUGCCUCCAGUGAAGCCUAAGUCAUUUUCACUCCGGGCUCCAACAUGUGUUUCGAACUUUUAUCGGAUAGCAAGAGGUCUCCUAAUAAAUAAGCCAAUUUUAUUGGAAGGAUCUCCCGGUUGUGGGAAGUCAAGCACAGUAAUGGCCUUAGCACAGCUGACUGGACAUCCAUUGACAAGGUUGAACUUAUCCGAUCAAACGGAUCUGUCCGAUCUUUUUGGUAGCGACGUACCUAUGGUGACAGAUGAUGGAAGCAUCUCCUUCUGCUGGAGCGAUGGCCCAGUUUUACGAGCUAUAAAAAGGGGAGAAUGGGUACUUCUUGAUGAGAUGAACCUUGCGUCACAAUCGGUCCUUGAAGGUCUCAACGCAUGCUUCGAUCAUAGAAGAGUUUUGUACAUAGCCGAGCUUAAUCGCUCGUUUGAGAUUCCACCGGGUAGCAAUUGCCGCUUCUUUGCUUGUCAGAACCCGCGGAUGCAAGGUGGAAAUCGGCGAGCACUUCCGAAGUCUUUCGUCAAUCGCUUUACAAAUAUUUACAUUGAAGAUCUCACAGAGGAAGACAUUUUAUUCAUUUUGAAAGAGCAACUCGCAGCCGCGCAACUUGACGACAAUUAUCUUCGAGCAAUGGUGAACAUCACAAUGCGUCUGGCAUCGCAACAAAACCUCCACGGUGGUCCUUUCUCCUUCAAUCUUCGAGAUCUGCUGCGGUGGAUACACCUCUUUGAAAAGAAUGGUGAUAUGACGAGUUGUUUCGAUACGUUAUAUGUGAGAAGAGUGAGAAGAGAGGAAGACCGUCGAAAGCUGCGUGAGCUUUAUGAAGAACUGUUUGGAGAACCGUGCAUUACUCCUCCAGUGGUGAUCUCUGCUGAAAAAGAUGAUCUAAUUGUUGGAAAAAUACACUUACCGCGGAAAAGUGGUAUUGUUACGAACCGUCAGUCGCAUCUCCUAUUGCCUAGCCAAUACGUGCUGAUGUAUCAGCUCUCUGUUUGCGCAUAUAUGCAGUGGUUGUGCCUCUUGGUAGGGCCUAGAAAUUGUGGGAAGCGCUCUACGUUAGAAAAUUUGGCACAUAUGUGCGGCAUUAAACUUCAUACUAUCAUCCUCAAUGCAGAAACUGACGCACAAGAGCUUAUAGGUUCAUACGAACAGGUGAUUGACGACUCCCCGAUUCUGGAAGCUAAGAACGCCAUCGGGGAAAUGCUGAGCCCGUAUGCUGAACCCUCAUGUGUUGACAAAAUUGUCGCAGCUGGCGACAUGACAGAGUUGGAAACAGUAACCGAACUGGUGUUAGCCGAAAUGAAAGAAAAUGUGGCAGUCACUGAUCAGUGCCGUGAGAUACUCGCUUGCGCGGCUCGAUCAGCUAUGCGUUUCGAGUGGCGUGACAGUCCUUUCGUGAAAGCUUAUUUGGAGGGACACUGGCUACUCAUCGAAGAUGUCAAUUUGUGCAGCGCCGCUGUAUUAGAUCGUCUCAAUAGCUGCCUCGAAAGCGAAGGAAGCCUAGUGAUUCCAGAGCGCCAAUCCUAUUUUGAGCCUUUGGAACCUCACCCAAACUUUCGCGUUUUCUUGUCAAUGGAUCCACAAAAUGGCGAAAUAUCCCGUGCCAUGCGGAAUAGAAGCGUCGAGAUAUUUGUUGGCGAAGAGCAGCAAUGGUAUAAGCAUCCUUUGGAUGUUGCAGCGGUGACAUCAUCUCCUGCAAAACAAGUACCACUCAGGGUAUCGGAAGCGCUCUGUUCUUUGUCUGCAGAAAAUCAGUUGCAUUUUGCUGCGCUACUAAGUGAAAUGUCGGUGCCGGAAGCAUGUAGAACAUUUGCUCUGCCAUGCCCCGACGUGGAUGACAGCAAAGAAAAUGUCAUACGAUUUCCUUUCGAGAGGGAUGUUGGAACAGAGAGUUAUGAUCUAUGGAUGAUUGAGUCUUGGAAACUGUGUGGCGCAUCAGAUAUAUCUUCUGCCUUGCUGCUUUCUUUUCUUUCGACUUCAACGGCCGCAUUGAAAAAUAAUUUCUUCCAUCGUGUCUUUGGAGAUUACACCCAACCUAUUGCGUCGAGUCUACAAAAGGUUGCCGGACCUUUGAAUUGUUCUCGUCAUGCUAUCGACCCUCGCUUCAAUGGAGGAAAGAUAAAAGACAACGUUGCCAAAGUUAUUCAAAGAUUUGUGGCUACAGCUGUGUCUCAGUGGUUUAGUAGAGAAUUACGCUUGAUACCCUUGUCACAAGAGUCUGCGGAACAUUUGAGUCGAACCUUGUCAAAAUAUGAAAUGUCAAAUGUAGACGUAAACUUCGUCAAUCUACAAAUUAUUGCGAAUGCAGUCGACGCUAUAGCUGAAACUGUUUCAGAACUGCCAGCGGAUGAGGAUGAGGUGUUCAUGGUUUGCCUUCGACUUCUCCUUUUCGUUGUGGCUGCCCGUAAACCACUAGAUGCACGCACGGGAUGUGCACUUCUUUAUAUUGCAUGGGAGCAAGUCCAGCGUGUGAUGCUGAAACAUAGAUGCACUCCCAUCUUGAAAAUAGCUCAACAGAUGAACAAGGGAUGGUCGCUGGAUGCCUAUCAACGCUUUGUGGACGAUUAUUUGCCGUUGUAUGAGAAGCAUCGACUAGUUGAUCCGUUUGCUAGCAAUGAAGAGUGCCAGAGAUUUGCCUCCAUAAUCAACUUCAAACCGAGCGAUGGAAUGGAUGUCGACAAAAUUGUACCACCUACGGAAGAUGAGGAUGUAGUAUUCACGCAAAAGCCUUCUCCGAUCGCCAACACCUUGCAUUUGAGUGCACUUAUGAAGAAAUUGCAUGCUUUCCUUGCUACAGGAGCGUUCGAUUCGGAUGAAAAGAUAUUUGAUGGUCAACAGGCAUUGAUAGCUUUGAACUGGAAGUCAGAUUCGUGUAGAAAAGCUGCUCAGAAUGUGGCAGUUUUGAACAACGAAUAUCUCGAUGGCAACAAGGUUUCUUGGCUGAGAUUCAGCGGUGCUUUCGCAACUGUCUUGCUCUCUUUCUGGCAAGGCAUUGAUUUUGAUCCAACAAUGAGAGCUUUGGCGGCAUCACAUCUGUCCCAGUUUGAAUUGAACUCGCUGGCAAAGCAGCUAUGGCAUUUGGCACCAAAUUCUGCACGACUUACAGGACUGAUAUCAAAGCAGCUUGGAUCUCUACCUUCCUGCGUUUCACCUUGGUGUCCUGGUCAGGAGAACUGUCAAGGAUGGACUAAGGCUCUGGAUUCGGCCAUUAAAGUGAUGGAAAAUGCACUGCCACCUCCCGAAACAUUAGAUCCUGUCGUAUUUAAUGAGCAAAGAGCCAACUACCGAUCAUUAGCGCACAGUGCGGUCAGCAAACCUCUGUCAGUGCUAGCAGAGUGGCGAAAGAGAGUGUCCGGGCAACCGGCUGAGUGUGAUUCGCGGUCUCCACACCCCGUCAUAGCUGCAAUUUGGCGCGCUCGUCAAGAAUUGGAAGAGAAUAAUAUUGACUCGAAUCUACCCCAUGUUUUUCGUCAGAAGUCCAGUCAAUAUUCGGCUUUGUGCAGCGAAAUGAGAUCGUUUUUGGGAGUGGCAUGCAGUGUGACUCCAAUGCUUCGAAAGGUACUCAGUGAUGUCGAAAACUUAGGGAAGGAGUGGGAUUCUUCCCAGCUCCAGUUAGUUCUGGCUCAACUCAAGUCGUUUGCUAUGAGCGCUGUUAGUUUUAAGCAGAAACUUCUGGACAAAUUCGCGUCAUUUGUGGAUAUCUCAGUGACAUUCUUACACGCCCUUGACAUCUUCGUAUGUGCAUUAUAUGAAGCUUGUGGCAUCAUGGAGACAGUUGAACGACGUCGGGAACUGCAAAUCAGCACUGACUUCCCCAUCAAUUUCCAGCUCACGCUGUCCGAGGAAGGAUUACAGAGCCCAGAAUUGCUCUCUUGGGCUUCCCGCGAUGCUUCACCCAUGCCACUCCGUUUGAAAGCAGCUGUGGUACGACAUAGAGUUUCUAUUGGCAUUGACCCUGUGUCUGACUUGGAAUGGACGAGACAUCAGUGGCAAAAAUGGUAUGAGAAGAACAUAGCGCGAGCUGCGGAGAAAGAUUUUGUCUACAAGAACAAAACCGAAGAGGAAAAGGAUGAGCUGGAAAUUGAAGAAUUCUUCUCUGAAUACCAACAAGACCGUGAAAUCCUACUAGAAGAUGAUUUGGUAUCCCUGUUAAAGGCAAGCUUCGCCGCUUCCACUCGUAAGGAAGAUCUCAUGGACACAAACUACCGCAUAGCUUUGGUAUGGAUACAACAUAUUCUCUGUGGCUUGCGUUACUUCGAGCAGGAUUUGCAUGCUGCAACAACCGAUUCCAAUCUCACUUUGGUGAAAGAGCUGAUCUCACGCAUCGACUCGGAUAAUGAUGCUGUAGUAGAUGUAUAUCGCGCAGCAUCUUUACAGCAGUGCCGACGAGCUGCUGCCAUUCUCGAAAAACUUGCCGAACGCACAAAAAUCAUCAGAGAACGCUGGCCAGAGCAUGUCUCACUGAAGCUAAUUCUGGAGGCCAUUAACGACUUCAAGAAUGCUGGCUUAUCUACAUCUCACAUGAAGAUGGCCACACUUGUCGAGCACAUAAUCGAACAAUCUGAGGAAUGGGAAAAAAUGGCCGACAGAGCCAACUCCCUACGCAGUGAGCUAAAUGACGUUCGCGAACUUCUUGUCGAUUGGAAAAAGAUGGAGGUCCGGUCGUGGGCAGAAUUACUGAAUCGAACAGAAAAUGAUGCGCAAGCCAGCGCCUUGCUUGUUGCUUUCCCUCUAUUCGAUGCUCUAUUCAAAGCCGAUAAUGUGGAAUCCUCUACUGCGCUUUGCGCUAUGGCAACGGAAUGGAUUACAAAUGCUACCUUGUUGGAUUACAAAACUCGGAUCGAAACAGUCCGCUGCCUCUCCAACUGGGCUGCCUCACUUGGGAAGUCUUUAUUAGGAUCCAAACUGGGCUCAAUUGCUGCACACUUUAAACAGUACUUGGAGAUUGUGGAGCAGAGACUGAAGGAAGCUAGAGAACCAGCCGAAAGAAGUCUGAAAGACUAUGUAAAGAUUGUGAAGUACAACGACUUGAAUCUUUGGAACAUCAAAGUGUCGUCUCAGAAAGCACAUACACAUCUUUUCAAAAUUGUUCGCAAGUUCAAGGAAUACGUCAGCCUCCCAGUCGCAGAAUAUUUCGAUGUGCUUAUCCAGCCAAAUAUGUCAGUUGCUUUGAAGACUGUCAAUUUGUCAGAGGCUAACUUAGAAGGGCGAGUACGUAGGGCGAAGCAGUUAGCCAGUGAUAUCGUUACUCAAGCUGAGAAUUUGUGCGACACUUCAAGCGCUUUGGAAUUGAUGGAACAAACGAAAUCUUGUGAUGAGAUGAUCAAGGUGCAGAUCGAUUACCAAGGAGAGGAUGCAGAAAAGGAAAAACAGCAAGGAUAUGCGCGAAACUCUAGACAACGAGCAGUAGCUAUGGUCAUAAAAGAGUCGCAGUCCAUUGGAUUAAAUGCUCGCAAAGCUGUUACGCUAAAUCAGGAGCAACUCACGGAAAGUUCAUUGACGGAAGUGCAAGAAGGACGAGGCUUGGAGACUUCUGUUCGCAACUGCGCGGGCGGACGAAACGCGUGUUUGCGAAAAGCUGUUGCGCCAAACGAUCAGCUGGGUGUCGCAACGCGAAGACAUCUUAUUGGUGUUGUUGACUACGGUAUGGCCUGGAUCCUCAAGUGUCACAAAAAUCUGGCGCUGUGGGAAGAGUCUUCGGAAGGCUUGGUUGGCAAUCUGGAAGCCUUGAAGCGACUGCAGGCAAAUGUGAAGGCUGACUGGUAUGUCGACCACGAGCGUUUGUCAGAGUCUUGGGAGAAAAUCCAAGCGCAAACAGGGGAGCUUCUGCGACUUACCAAUGCUAUGCAUUCACGAUUGACAGACGUCCCUGCGCGAGAAGAGUUCGACAAUGAACCACCUGCGUUUGAGCAUCCGCUAGCGCGACUUCACUCAGAAAGUCCUGAACUAGUCGAGCUGCGAAAAGCUGUUGCUGAAGCAAAUAAAAUCUGCCGAGAGAUGCACGAGAGUGCUAUAAAAAUGUGUGCUGAUCGUCAGGUGGAAAUCUACGAAGGAGAAUCAGUCAUAUCGUCAAUGGAGAAUCUUCGUUCAAAUGCUGAUACACUGAAGAAUAGCGUCAGCACGCUACGAGAUUAUUUCGAGUAUGAAACAACAAAAAUCGAGGAGAUUCGAGUGAAUCUGGAUUCUAUGCUCAAGGUUGAUAGGAUUGAAACACGAACGGUUGCUGUGUCGAUUGAUGACGCGCUUCUUUUUAUACAAGGUCUCUACAAAUCCCUGAGUGACACGCAAAAGUCAAGUUUUACUGAAAUGAAGCUAAUGGAUCGAUUUGAGCUGCUUGUCAAUCUUAUGUCUGUUGCCGAUUUGAAAAAGAUUAACACCUGGAUUACAUCAAUAAUCACGAAUGCCAAAGUUGGCAUUUUGCCAGAGAUGUUGGAUGAUCUCAUCUGCGUUGUGGAGAUCCUUACUUUCUUAGUUGACAACUGGAGCCGAAAUACUUCACAAGCCUUGCAGUCGUUCUCGCUUCUCUACCAUGCAAUUCUCUCCAUGAGUAUGCAGCUUUUUGAGAAGGGUUAUGUGAAUCCAAUACCGAAGGCAGAAAAGCAGGAAUCUGGCCAAGGAGAGUCUGAAACUGGCGAAGGCGGAGGCAUGGGCGAAGGAGAGGCGAAAGGAGAUGCGAAAGAUGUCACAGAUGAAAUGGAAGAGAGCGGACAGAUUGAAGGGCUUCAAAAUGAAGAGCAAGAACCUCCUACUGGUGACGCCGGUCAAAAUGAGAAGCCGAUUGAUAUGGAUGAGGAUUUUGCUGAAGAUCUGCAAGACAUUGAUCGUAAUGAGAAAGGAGAUGAUGCUAACUCUGGCGAAGAAAGUGAAGAAGAGGCAGAACCUGAAGACAAGAUGGGUGAAGUCGAUGACGCCGAAGACCAGCAGCUUGAUCCAAAACUAUGGGAUGAAGAAGAAAAGGACAAGGAGAACAAGGAGAUGGAUCAAGACAGUGCAGCGGCUGAAAAUAAAACUGAUGAGUUGGCAGCGAAGGACGAUAGUGCAGUUGUAGCAGAUGAGGGAAAAACAGAGGAAGGAAAUGAUGAAGGCAAUGAUGAUGAGACUGUUAAAAACGAUGUUGAAAAUGUCGACGAACGUGAAGUAGAGCAAGAUGCUGAGGACAUGGAUGCUGGAGAAGACGAUCAAAAAAUGGAAGAAAGCAAAGAGGAGGUAACAGACGAGGUAGCGCCUACAGAAGAAGAGCAUGCUGAAGGGGAUGUGACUGACGAAGAAGACGCUGACAACAACCCUAUUGAAAAUGAGAACCUAGAGGAGGAGGCUGAACCAGAUGGCGCUAACAAGAACGUCGAUAAUGCAGAUGAAGACAAUUCGGAAGAGAAAAUGGAUGAAGCUGAAGCUGUAGAGCAAGGUUCUGGAGGGCAUCAGAAAGAAAACGAUAAUAAGGAGAACGAGAAUGGAGGCGUCAAUGAAGAGGAUGAAAAUGAAAAGGAAGAAAACGGCAAGGGACAAAAUAAAAGCGAUAAUCGUGGCGAGGAAGGUAAAGGCGCUGAAGCAGAGAAGGAAAAGACUGCAGACGAGAAGGAUGAUGAAGAAUCUGCUGAGGAGGACGAGAAUGUAGAAAACAAGCGCGAACUUGCUCAAAGUGAUAAAACUGCUGAAGAAGAGAAGCAAGGUGAAGGUGAAGAAGAUCAAAUGGGAAAGGAUAUGCAUGACGCACCCAUGGCAGAACGAGAGAUGGUUGGGGCUGGAUCCUUAGAAGAAGCUAGAGAGUCCAAGAAAACAGAUACAGAACGAAAACCAACUGAAAGAAAACGACGAAAAAUAGGAGCAGACGAAGCUGCUGAUGCACCUAUAGAACAUGAUGAUACUGCUGCCGAAGAACAACAAGCUUCUAUACAUCUGGCACCAGAUCAAAUGUUUAACUUGAUAGAGGAAAUGACCAAAGAUCUCACACUUGGUACAAGAGAGCAAAAUGAUCUGAAGCAAGAUAGGGAAGAAGGCAGCAAACCUAGUCAGGAUCCCGCUGAGGCCAAACAGCAAUGGCUUAAAAUGAGUCAGACCGUUAGCAUGCUCGCUGCUGAACUUGCCGAAAACCUGCGCUUGAUUCUCGAACCUCAGCGAGCUAGCAAAAUGCAGGGAGACUAUCGCACAGGCAAGCGACUGAAUAUGCGGAGGCUCAUACCGUAUAUUGCAAGUGAAUACAGAAAAGACAGGAUAUGGAUGCGAAGAACGAAGAAAGCUCAGCGAGACUAUCAAGUUGUUAUCGCUGUCGAUGACUCAGCAAGUAUGAACGAAAAUGGAGUGCGCGAGGUUACAUGUGCAUCGGCUUGUGUGAUUGAGGAUGCGCUGCGACGAUGUGACGCUGGAGGUGUUUCCGUAUGCUCAUUCGGUAGUGAUGUUAGAGUUAUAAACGCAUUCGGUGAUAACAUGAUGCUUGGCCCGGAGUUGUUGCAAAAGCUUUCUUUCGACCAAUCGUCUACUGAUCUCGUUCUACUCUUGAAACAUGCUAAACAAAUGCUCUACAAUGUGAGAACACCAACCAGUGAGCAACUACUUAUAAUCAUCUCGGACGGACGAGGAGCGCUGGCGCAAGGAGCGGACAAGAUCAAGACCGCUUUGUCGGCGCUUCAAGGUGUAACUGUCCUGUUUGUUAUACUAGAUUCUGGCCCAAAAUCAAUCACUGAUCUGUCAGUGGCUUCUUUCCAAGGAGGAGAUGUGACGCUGACGCCGUAUCUAGCAGUCUUUCCUUUCCCAUUCUACACUAUUAUCAAGAAAAUUAGCCAGCUGCCUCCUGUUUUGACGGAGUCUAUACGGCAGUGGUUUGAGAUGACGGUACGUACUAACUCUAUCUGAUUAAAUUUUAAUUAAAAUUUUUAUUAUGCGCUACUAGGUUUUCUUUGUUGAGUUUGAUUGUUAUUUUACGCUGUACAUUGGAUUGUUAAUUGUUGCUUCCAUUGUUGAUCUUUUAUUGUUGAAAGUGAAAUAUUUAUCGG
Molecule: messenger RNA, 12963 nt
Organism: Cylicocyclus nassatus
Lineage: Eukaryota; Metazoa; Nematoda; Chromadorea; Rhabditida; Strongylidae
Source: the annotation of a GenBank genome assembly